UUUAAUUAUUCGCGAUCCUCGAUUUCAAAGCACGAGCACGUGCACGCCUUCUGCACUGCAUCUGUACAAGAUUUCGUGCUCGAAGAAGGAGCAGAAGGUACAGAGGCGAGCUAUUUUAUCAUGUUGACGGACGUAAAUUUCUACGGCAGCUAAAUCUGAUCGUAAACAUUUCGCAAGGACCUGGAUCGUCAGAUAUUGUGCGUUAAUGAAGAACGUAUGAUCGCGAUGCUUGCUUUGAAGGAUUACGGCAGUAGCGACGAGAACAGUGAAUCGGAUAAUGACAAUGAAAAGGAAGAGGAGAAAAACGAGGUUACCAGCGUCGAGGAUUCUCCCAACGCUUCUGCCGUUGAAUCCUCUCCUACGGAAAAAGUGGUCGCCUCCCUUAAUUUACAAAUUUGCUCUGCACCAGAAGUGAUUCCCACGGGCACUGAAUUAUGUACGAACCAUAUAGAUUCCACCGUGAACGAGGUAAUGCACAAUCCGAAGUAUGAGGAACUAUUCGCGCCUGACAUCGGGCCUGAAAAUCCGUUUAAAACACAACAGCAGCGUGCUGUUAAAAAUAUUCUAUCUGGAUACGUGGAGAAAGCUCACAUAAGCGAGUUCCAGUUUGAGAAUCAGAGAAGAACGUUUGCUAGUUAUGGAUACGCGCUGGAUCCAACCGUGGAUGGUAGCGCAGAAGAAGGUAGGACAAUUAUAGGUGCCAAAGAAGCCGCAGAAGAGUCUGGAGGAAAAACUGUAUUCGAAACUACUAUGUUGAGGCCUGCUGAUAAAAGAAAACGGCAGAGAAAUGAUGAUCCUGCGGAUAUCGAAGGAUUCUUAGGUCCAUGGGGUGGAUACGUGGAUGAGAAACGGGUUAUCAAGCCGACCGAAGAGGAAGCGGCUGAAUUGGAAGAGAUAUUAGCGAAACGGAAUAAAAGAGGAAAACCGACCGAGGAGAAACCACUCGAAGAGAAGACAGUGUUACAUAUUAAAGAUAGUGUGGACUAUCAAGGCAGAUCGUUUUUGCACGCUCCUCAGGACGUUGGUGUAAAUUUAAGAUCGGAAUCGCCGCCCGAUAGAUGUUUCUUACCGAAGGCCCAGAUUCAUACGUGGGAGGGACACACGAAAGGGAUUUCGCAAAUCAGAUGGUUUCCACGUACCGCGCAUUUGCUACUUUCUUGCAGUAUGGAUUGCAGAGUAAAGUUGUGGGAGGUUUACAAAGACAGGAGGUGCGUCCGUACUUAUUACGGUCAUCGUCAAGCUGUGCGAGAUAUAAGCUUCGAUAACGACGGGAAAAGAUUCUUGUCAGCGGGAUACGAUCGCUAUGUAAAAUUGUGGGAUACGGAAACGGGCCAAUGUGUAAGCCGAUUCACGAGUCGGAAAAUUCCGUACUGUGUCAAAUUCAAUCCUGAUCCGGACAAGCAGCACCUCUUCGUAGCAGGCACCAGCGAUAAGAAAAUUAUAUGCUGGGACAUCCGCUCCGGUGACGUGACGCAAGAAUACGACAGGCAUUUAGGAGCUGUGAAUACGAUAACGUUCGUAGACGAGAACCGAAGAUUUGUAACAACUUCGGACGAUAAAAGUUUGCGGGUCUGGGAAUGGGAUAUACCGGUGGACAUGAAAUACAUAGCCGAUCCUUCGAUGCAUUCGAUGCCAGCAGUCACGCCUUCGCCUAAUCAAAAGUGGCUUGCUUGUCAAAGCAUGGACAACAAGAUCGUCAUAUUCUCAGCGUUGAACAGAUUCAAGAUGAAUCGUAAGAAAACUUUCACGGGACACAUGGUCGCUGGCUAUGCCUGCGGUUUGGAUUUCUCUCCGGACAUGAGCUAUCUCGUCUCGGGAGACGCGGACGGCAAGUGUUAUAUUUGGGAUUGGAAAACGACGAAACUGUACAAAAAAUGGAAAGCACACGACGGUGUAUGCAUCGACGUGUUAUGGCAUCCUCACGAACCGUCGAGGCUCGCGACGGCCGGUUGGGACGGAAAAAUCAAAUACUGGGAUUGAAGGAAUACGCGCGCUAACAGGCGAACAGAGAUCAUCGAGAAACGAUUCGUUGCUAUACGAAAUAAACUACUAUUUUACGUUAGAUACAUGUAUGUACGUCCAUACACCGCUUUACACGAUACUUUCACAGUUUUUUAAGAUCUUUCUUAAACUCGACUGCGUUUACGUUCGACGUAAACAAUAAAGAUAAUUAAUUGGCAAUUAUUUUCCUUUCGCAUUAUGCAGAGUAUGUACGACUAGCUAAAUGCAUCGAUGGAAAGAAAUCUGUAAUACGCGGCGCAUACAUAGUUUAAGCUUAGAUACGUAUAUAGCUUGAUAUACGUUUGUAUGUAUGUAGGACUCGAUGCCGAACACUUCGUCGGGCGUAAAGCAUAAAAAUCAAUACUGAGCACGAACGCGUCGUAAUGUCUGCCGCGUUUGUUUCGUGCGAUGUCGCGCUUCAGUAUUUAAUGUCUCCUACCAUUGCUACUGUGUCAAGUUUCUCGAAUCCGAUUGUCGAAUCUUAACACUACGCGGUUUUUUAAUUCAAUACAAAUAUUAUGUUAAAUCGA
Messenger RNA from Ceratina calcarata, 2531 nucleotides. Its product is annotated as pre-mRNA-processing factor 17. Gene Ontology annotation, molecular function: mRNA binding; protein binding. Gene Ontology annotation, biological process: mRNA splicing, via spliceosome. Gene Ontology annotation, cellular component: catalytic step 2 spliceosome. The coding region runs from base 217 to 1980 and encodes 587 amino acids. The transcript is spliced from 7 exons. NCBI's taxonomy places the organism in Eukaryota, Metazoa, Arthropoda, Insecta, Hymenoptera, Apidae. The record is from RefSeq and is a predicted model, not a curated record.